AUGAUGAGUCUUUGUGAAAUCUGUGGGAACGAAGCGAUUUUUUUAUGCAAAUGCAGAAAUGGGAAAUUCUGCAAACCUCAUUUAGACAGACAUAAAUCAGAGCCUGGAAAUCACCAAGUAGUUGCAAUCUCAGAAGUGCAAGAAUCCCAAAAACCUGGAAAAAAAUCUGUAUCCUUUAACCGAAACAAUGAUUCAUCUACAGGAGGUGAUGGUUCAAAAUCUGGACAUCAGCUCUCAGAAAAAGAGGUAAGAAAACAAGUUGUGCGUGCAACUUUAGAUCGAGAAAUGAACAAAAUAAUAAAAUUCCGAGAAGACACUUUGGAAUGCAUUGAUUCCCUACAAGAAAGCUACAUACGGCAAAUCGUCGCCGAUACAAAAAGUCUGACAACAAGCCUUCUCGAAGAAAUAGCUGCAAAAGAAGCUACCAUAAUAAGUGCGCUUAAUGAACUAGACAAGCCAGGCGAUAUUCCUGUCGGAAACCCAAUAAUAGAGCGUAUAAAAGAGCUUAAAGACCCCGAAGACUGCCUUGUGCAGUGCUCUGGAGACGUUAAAGAAGUUUCUUUUGACAUUCGCGACUUCAUGUCUAUAGAAAUGGGCUGGGCCGCGAAUCCAGUAAUAGAAGACAUGAAAAUUUAUUACCAGCAAAACCAAGCAGUGAUCCCAUUAAAAAUGAAAGAUUUAUUCCAAAAAAUAAUUGCAGAAAAACAUUACACAUUGAAAAAAGUCAAUUUAAACAAAGCAAAAAUUGGAAAAGAAGGAAUCCCUCACUUAGUAAAAGCUUUAAGCCUCCUACCACAAAUAGAAAUACUUAAAUUAGGCAGCAAUGGGCUUGGGUCGGAAAGUGCUGAACAAAUAGGCGAAGCGAUAUCUAAGCUGCCAAGGCUACAAAAACUUAUUUUAUUUGAUAAUGAUCUGAGGGGAAGCGGAAUUCAAGCUCUGUCGCCUGCAUUUACAGACUUAAAAGAGCUUCAAGUGUUAAGUUUGGCGAAAAAUUCACUUGGAGCGACUGGUGCAAGGCAUAUUUGUUUGGUUCUGCAAGGGAUGGCAAGACUUAAAGAAGUGGACUUAGACUAUAAUGCUUUAGGGGCUGAAGGCGCUAGAUAUUUAGCAGGGGCAUUGCCAAAAAUGACACAUUUGAAGACCUUGAAAUUGAGAAAUAACAAUUUAGGAGACGAUAGUGUAAAAUUCUUGAAAGGAGCAUUAGGAAGAAUGAAUAAGCUGGAAUUAUUGAAACUUGAAAAUAAUCCUAUGGGAAAUGAUGAAAAAAGGACUUUGCAAAAUGUAGUAAGACCUGGCUGCAAGGUGGAAUUUUAA
This is a messenger RNA of Blepharisma stoltei, 1314 nucleotides long. The record is from the annotation of a GenBank genome assembly. Lineage: Eukaryota; Ciliophora; Heterotrichea; Heterotrichida; Blepharismidae.